Phragmites australis (common reed) is the source of this 1039-nucleotide messenger RNA. RefSeq lists its product as uncharacterized. Bases 247 to 852 code for a protein of 201 amino acids. The transcript has 2 exons. Lineage: Eukaryota; Viridiplantae; Streptophyta; Magnoliopsida; Poales; Poaceae. The record is from RefSeq and is a predicted model, not a curated record.
CUUAAUCCAGCUAAAAAAAUAAAGAAAAAUCAAGAUUAUUGGAAUCCUUUUUAUUUGGACCUGCCUCCAUUUUCUGGCCCACAAAAAGUUCUGCGGCCCAGCAACCUCCGAAUUUAGAAGCCCAAGUACAAAUUGAGACGUGGUUAGCCUCCCGUCAGAAAAAAAAAAAAAAGAAUAUUAUCGUGGUCAGCCGCCGUCUGGAAUCUGGAUCACCUUCCUCGAAACUUCCUCGGCUAGGGUUCAGGGAUGACGGAGCACGGGGGAACUGUCGAUCCCUCGCCGGACAGCCGCAGCAAUCGGAUGGAAUCGAAGAUUGCUGCUCCCCCAAUUGAUGGCGGCUCAAAGUUCAUCCUCGAUUCCGGAAGCACCGUGCACGCGACGGGCGACGCGAGCAUGCUAAAGGAGACGAGGACACCGCGGUGCGGCGACGCCGCCUCCAUCACCAGGCGAGACGGGAAGGAAAUGCGCGUUGUUGCCGUGGGCUCCGUAAGCACGCCGGAGUUCGCCGUCCCCGAUGUCCACCACGUGCCCGAGCUCGGGCCUGGCGUCACCCUCGUCUCCGUGUCCCAGCUCGCGCUGUAUGGUUUCGCCGCCAUGUUCUACGCCGCGGGCUGUCUCGUCGUGGACCGGACGGGAGCCGUGGUCGGAGAGGGCCGUAUGCAGGGUGGCGAGGAGGAAGAGGGGCUCUAUCGUCUUGCUUUCCUCAGGAUCCCUUCCUCCAGCCCGAUGGAUCCUCCUGACCCAUGUCCAGAGCGGUCUCUGCCUCCUGCUGCUUCCACUGCAUCGUGUGUCCUCCUGAACCAGCGUGUUCCUCCUCCUGAACCAGCUCCCCCAACGAACGCCUGUUCUUAGACCAUGGAUUCUGGUCAGUAAUAGAUGUUAAUUAGUUUGAAUGAAUUGUUCACAAAAACCAUGGAAUAUGGUAGUAGGUUUCUGCCCUUUGGUACGUCAGUGCCGAACCAUGGCAGGGGACAUAUGUUAUGCGAACAUGUACCGGCUAUGAUCUUGUUAUAUUUAUGCUUGGUUUUCGUGUUUGUGA